Molecule: messenger RNA, 785 nt
Organism: Rubroshorea leprosula
Lineage: Eukaryota; Viridiplantae; Streptophyta; Magnoliopsida; Malvales; Dipterocarpaceae
Source: the annotation of a GenBank genome assembly
GCUGGAUGGAUUGGUAAUAUCAGCCACUACAUAAUUUCUUUCUCUCUGUCACUGCAACACAUCGAAGUAUGGGCAGUGUAAUCAGUACCUUAGCCAGGGAUUAAAUCCUGCUUCCAUAUAAACAUACCCUUAUGAAGCUUCACAAAACGAGAAAGAGAGAGAUGAUGGAAGGAGAUAACAACACUACAAACAAUCUAUACAAAGAGUGUUUGAGAAACCAUGCAGCCAGUCUCGGCAGCUACGCCACCGACGGCUGCGGCGAGUUCACUCUCAACGACACCUGUCCUACAACCCUGCAAUGUGCCGCAUGCGGCUGCCAUCGCAACUUCCACCGCAAAGUCGUCAAUUACCAUGGGGAUCCUGAAAAUUCUGUAGAACUCAUGGAAUACGGUGGGGAUGGAGGAGCAAGGCGGCAGGUGGAGUCGGCAGGGGAGAGGAGCAGUAAGAAGAGGUUCAGGACAAAGUUCACGGCGGAGCAGAAGGAGAAGAUGCUGGAGUUUGCGGAAAAUUUGGGGUGGAAGCUGCAGAGGAAGGAGGAGGAGGAUGAAGUGGAGAAGUUCUGCAGAGGAAUUGGGAUUAGCAGGCAGGUCUUCAAGGUGUGGAUGCAUAAUCAUAAGAAUUCCUGUUCUUCUUCUGCAUCUACAGGGAAUGCAUCUUCUCUUACUUCUGAUCGGUAGUACAAUUAGUACUGUGUGUUCUUUGUUUUUUCCUUCUAAUGAAUUAUUGCGAGCCUCUUUUAUUAAAAUUUUAUUUUUUGUGGUUUCACAUUGGAUGUCCUUUAUUUU